AAGCAGCGGAAGUCCCUCCCCGUUUGGGAUCCGUGAAGCCCGUGAGUUCGUGAGGAGCCGCGCAGCUACUCCUCAGGCACGAUGUGGGCUCGGCUGGGGGUCGCAGUUGGGGGUUCGAUGCCGCGGGCGUCCAGGAGCGGCUGGCUGCACGCGUCCGGAGCUGGAUGCGCGGGGAAGAGGCAGCAGAGACAGGCCUCCAGUGCAGAGGUUGCCUUGAAGAAAACUCCACUCUUCGACUUCCACAAAGCGCACGACGGGAAGAUGGUGAACUUUGCUGGCUGGAGCUUGCCUGUCCAGUACAAAGACAGUCACAUUGUGUCACACAUGCACACCAGAGAGCACUGCUCCAUCUUUGAUGUCAGCCACAUGCUGCAGACCAAAGUCCACGGCAAAGACCGGGUGAAGUUCAUGGAGUCUCUGGUGGUUGCAGACAUUGCAGAACUCAAAACCAACCAGGGAACAUUGUCCUUGUUUACCAAUGAGAAGGGAGGAAUCAUUGAUGACCUCAUUGUGACAAAAACAGAUCAAGGGUAUCUCUACGUCGUCUCCAAUGCGGGCUGUGCAGAGAAAGACUCUGUUCACAUGAAGGUCAGACUGGCAGAGUUCAAAGCUGCCGGUUUGGAUGUGGAUCUGGAGUUUCUGGAUGAGGCACUGCUGGCUGUCCAAGGUCCCUCCAUGUCUCGGGUGCUUCAGGAAGGACUGAAGGACAACCUCAACAAGCUGACCUUCAUGACCUCCACCGUGGCCACAGUUUUUGGCGUUCCCGACUGCCGGAUCACUCGCUGUGGAUACACCGGAGAGGACGGCGUGGAGAUUUCGGUUUCUCGUCUGAGAGCGGUUGAGCUGAUAGAGAAGCUCUUGGCCAACAGUGAGGUGAAGCUGGCCGGGCUUGCAGCACGGGACAGUCUUCGCUUGGAAGCGGGGCUUUGUCUCUAUGGCAACGACAUCGAUGAAACAACCACUCCUGUGGAGGCCACACUUGUCUGGACGAUAGGAAAGCGCAGACGCAAAGACAAAGACUUCCCUGGAGCUGAAAUCGUCGUACCUCAGAUCAAAGCCAAGACCGUCAGGAAGAGAGUUGGCCUGGUGUCCACCGGCCCGCCGGUCAGGCAGCACACACCCAUCCUCAGCCCGGAUGGUAAAGUCAUAGGUGAGGUGACUAGCGGCUGUCCAUCCCCCUGCCUCAAAAAGAACGUUGCUAUGGGUUACGUAGAUUCAGAAUUCGCCAAGAAUGGCACGGACAUCCAGGUGGAAAUCAGGAAGAAAGCGGUGCGGGCCGUGGUCAGCAGGAUGCCUUUCGUUCCAACCAACUACUACAUGGGAUAAAAUUAUUAAUAUUAUAAUAUUAAUAAUUCUCACUGGUUUACUUCUCAGCAGUGCUGUCUGACAGAGUCGCCCCCUGCUGUUUGAUUUUAGAAAUGCAGGACCAAAAUAAGGUUUUCAAAUCCAUACUUGAAAAAUGUUCAAUGAAAUAAAUAAAAAUCACACAAGUUUAAAAUAAACACUGUGAUGUGAAGACUGCAGAAAAAGAGUCAUUACAUGUAGCCAGUAGAACUGCCAUCGUGCACUGUACUCGGUUAUGGAAAAGGUGCAGGAAACCCUGUGAAACCUUCUUAGUGUGGGAUUAUUUGUGUCUUUUGGACUUUUACAUUUACACUUAACUCAGUUUGUAAGUGCUCUGCAAGAAAACUCAGGUUUGUUAGAAUUCAAUAAAGACAAUUUAAUGUAGAUAACAGAAUACUGAUAAGUAAAUGUGAUGGAUAUCAAUUUACAAAGCUGGACCAAAACAGGUAAAAAUCCAAAUGUAUCUGCUGAUGAUAAAGUAAUAUGCAUUUGUAAUGAAAAAAUAUGUUGCUUUGCAAAAUUCAGAAAACACAGGGGAUUAGUGGCUUUAUCUCUCAAAAUGAAAAUCUUCCCUAAAACCCAAAAAGCGGCAGUUAGUUUACAUGAAUCUGUUCUUCUAUCAUUGUAGUAUUCAUUCUUGUUUUGUAAACAGCUUCCAUCACAGUUUCUCAGAGAUCUGUCACCCAUGGGAUUACAGUGUUUCUUUUUAUAUUAGAACAGUCACAUAAUUUGAUAUUUCUAUGUGUUGGAGAAGAAAUACAGUUAGUGUGACUUUUGUACUUGGGUACUAAUGUAGAGAUCUUGAACCAAAUUGGGUAUUUAUAUGAACAUUUAAAAUGAUUUUUCAAUGUUUAAUAAUUUAUAGAUUGGUUUACCUGUCUGACCUGCUGCUCUUUCAAUAAAACUAACACUCAUAAAAUCAA
Messenger RNA from Oryzias latipes (Japanese medaka), 2267 nucleotides. It is a transcript of the gene amt, whose product is annotated as aminomethyltransferase. Gene Ontology annotation, cellular component: mitochondrion; glycine cleavage complex. Gene Ontology annotation, molecular function: aminomethyltransferase activity; protein binding. The record is from RefSeq and is a predicted model, not a curated record. Gene Ontology annotation, biological process: glycine catabolic process. NCBI's taxonomy places the organism in Eukaryota, Metazoa, Chordata, Actinopteri, Beloniformes, Adrianichthyidae.